Molecule: messenger RNA, 1200 nt
Organism: Scaptodrosophila lebanonensis
Lineage: Eukaryota; Metazoa; Arthropoda; Insecta; Diptera; Drosophilidae
Product: odorant receptor 85c-like
Exons: 4
Coding region: 1-1200 (399 amino acids)
Biological process (GO): detection of chemical stimulus involved in sensory perception of smell; sensory perception of smell
Cellular component (GO): plasma membrane
Molecular function (GO): odorant binding; olfactory receptor activity
Source: RefSeq, a predicted model, not a curated record
AUGUCGGAGUCGGUGGUGAUUUUCAAGGACUUCAUGCGUCUUGCUCUAUUCUUUUACAAGACAAUUGGCAUCGACCCGUGCGAGCCCAAUGAUAUCAGUGGAGCUGUAAAGUUCUGGCAUUAUUUUAACUUUUUGCUCAACUUGGGAAAUCUAAACUUUGGCAUUAUCUGUGAAAUUGUGUAUGUGGUUCGAGCAUUCAAGAACAACGAACACUUUAUAGAGGCCAUCAUGAUGUUGUCAUGCAUGGGUUACUCUUUAGUUGGCGAAUGCAAGAUGAUCAGCGGGUGGAGACAAAAGACAAAACUCAGCGAGCUGGUCCAACAAUUGGAGAAUAUGUUUCCUAGUCAACAACAGGAGCAUCAACGGCACUAUAAAGUACAUCGAUAUCUAAGACUUUGUCGCCUGGUAACGCGAGGAUUCAGCGGAAUGUAUGUUCUCCUCAUUGCCACUUACAGUCUUGGAGGUAUUAUAAUUUAUUUUGUGCUUUGGCCUAACGGCGAGAGAACACUUCCCUAUACACCAUAUGCUCCAUGGGAUUGGCACGACAACUGGACCUUCUAUCCAUUGUAUGUAUCUCAGGCCAUAGCUGGAUUCACGGCCACGUCAGGACACAUUUCCAGCGACGUAAUGAUCUACGCCGUUUUGACACAAGUGAUAAUGCACUUUGACUAUUUGGCCACCAGUUUCGAGAGCUAUACGAUUCAAGCAGUCGAUCUAAAGGAUAGGCAUUCCAAAAACAUGCAAGAAUUGCAAGCGAAGAUUAUCUAUCACAACAAACUGCUAGACUUUGUGGAUGCUAUCAAUGUUAUCUUCGGUGUUCCCCUUCUGCUCAACUUCUUUGCCUCUUCAGUGGGUAUAUGCUUUCUGGGUUUUCAAAUGAGUAUUGGACUUAGUCCUGAAAUGGGCAUUAAAGUGGCAUUCUUUUUAGCAUCAUCCUUGGUGCAAAUAUAUCUUAUUUGCUACUUCAGUCAACUGUUAAUUGAUGCGAGUGCCAAUAUAUCCACCGCCGUAUACAAUGCAGACUGGUCUGGUGCAGAUGUACGUUAUAGGAAGAUGCUUAUUCUAAUAGCUCAGCGAGCACAAAGGCCCGUUAAUCUCAAAGCUACUAUUUUUUUAGACGUUUCUAUGUGGACCAUGACAGAGUUCGUCCAAAUGUCCUACAAGUUUUUUGCUCUACUACGAACCUUAUACAGGAUAUAA